UACAGAUAAAUGGAAAUGUUAUUAAAAUAGAUAUUCUCUUCUCUUUUCGGUUCUCUCUUGGGCCGCCUAUAAAUUCGCAACCGCCUCGGCUGCAUCACUCACACUCUCUCUAUCUCUCUCUCUCUCUCUGAUCACUGCGUUUGUUUAGGGUUCGGGAAGAAGGAGAGGCGAUUUAAUUAACUUUUGGUGUUUAGAAAAUGGCGGACGAGUCGACAGCAACCUGCAUCGAUAUCCUCCUGGCCAUCAUCUUGCCUCCCCUUGGCGUCUUCCUCAAGUACGGCUGCCAGGUGGAAUUCUGGAUCUGUCUGUUGCUGACCUUCUUUGGCUACAUCCCUGGCAUCAUCUAUGCUAUUUAUGCUAUCACUAAAACUCCCACAUAAAACUCCGUUGGUAGAGAUGUAAAGGUUCCUCUCUUAAAGGCUCUUUUCUUCAUUUCGGCUAAUGGAGGACAGUGCUGAUUGAUUUGAUGUCUGCAAAUUAUUUGAUUCUGUUUCUGUAAUUUGGUUUCUUAGGAUUGGGUCUUGGGUCUUGCGGAACGGUUGUUGUGGUCCUGUUUGUUUGUUAAUGGUGCCCUGUAGCCUUGCGUUUAAAAAUUUGUUGUUUUGGAUAAACUGUGUGGAUUUAUUGGUAACUUAAUAUCAUAUUAUAUUUUUAGCAA
Diospyros lotus (date-plum) is the source of this 658-nucleotide messenger RNA. RefSeq names its product hydrophobic protein RCI2B-like. The transcript is spliced from 3 exons. Lineage: Eukaryota; Viridiplantae; Streptophyta; Magnoliopsida; Ericales; Ebenaceae. Gene Ontology annotation, cellular component: membrane. The record is from RefSeq and is a predicted model, not a curated record. Bases 198 to 380 code for a protein of 60 amino acids.